AUGUAUCUGGAAGAAGAUUACAAUGCCAUCCUCAGAGAUCUUGAUGAUAAUGGCCCAAUAGCUGAAGUCAAUAGAAUUGUGCACCUAAUUGGCCUGUUGGUUUGGCAAUGUGAUAUUUCUGUGAGCCCGGUAGCAGCUAUAGUAACUGACAUUUUCAAUACCUCCGAUGGUGGACGCUUCAAAUUCCCAGACGGGGUACAAAACUGGCCAGCACUUUCAAUCGUCGUAAUAAUAAUCAUGACAAUAGGUGGCAACAUUCUCGUUAUCAUGGCAGUAAGCAUGGAAAAGAAACUGCACAAUGCCACCAAUUACUUCUUAAUGUCCCUAGCCAUUGCUGAUAUGCUAGUGGGACUACUUGUCAUGCCACUGUCUCUGCUUGCAAUCCUUUAUGAUUAUGUCUGGCCACUACCUAGAUAUUUGUGCCCCGUCUGGAUUUCUUUAGAUGUUUUAUUUUCAACAGCGUCCAUCAUGCACCUCUGCGCUAUUUCGCUGGAUCGGUAUGUAGCAAUACGUAAUCCUAUUGAGCAUAGCCGUUUCAAUUCGCGGACUAAGGCCAUCAUGAAGAUUGCUAUAGUUUGGGCAAUUUCUAUAGGUGUAUCGGUUCCCAUCCCCGUGAUCGGACUGAGGGAUGAAGACAAAGUGUUCGUCAACAACACCACGUGUGUCCUGAACGACCCAAAUUUCGUUCUUAUUGGGUCCUUCGUAGCGUUCUUCAUACCCCUGACGAUCAUGGUGAUCACCUACUGCCUGACGAUCCACGUUCUUCGUAGACAAGCUCAGAUGUUACUGCACGGCCAUACCGAGGAACCGCCUGGAGUCAGCCUCAAUUUCCUGAAGUGUUGCAAGAGGAAUACUGCCGAGGAAGAGAACUCCGCCAAUCCCAACCAAGAGUUGAACACCCGCCGAAGAAAGAAAAAAGACAGACGUCCCAGGGGCACCAUGCAGGCUAUCAACAAUGAAAGGAAAGCUUCGAAAGUCCUUGGCAUCGUUUUCUUUGUGUUUCUGGUCAUGUGGUGCCCGUUUUUCAUUACCAAUAUUCUGUCGGUUCUUUGUGGGAAGUCCUGUAACCAAAAGCUCAUGGAAAAGCUUCUGAAUGUGUUUGUUUGGAUUGGCUAUGUUUGUUCAGGAAUUAAUCCUCUGGUGUACACCCUCUUCAACAAAAUUUACCGAAGGGCUUUCUCCAACUAUUUGCGCUGCAAUUACAAGGCAGACAAAAAGCCUCCUGUUAGACAAAUUCCACGAGUGGCCGCCACUGCUUUGUCUGGGAGGGAGCUUAAUGUUCACAUUUAUCGACACACCAAUGAACCGGUGAUUAAGCAAGCAAAUGACAAUGAGCCCGGGAUAGAGAUGCAAGUUGAGAAUUUGGAGCUGCCUGUAAAUCCUUCCAAUGUGGUUAGCGAAAGGAUUAGUAGUGUGUGAGCAAGUGCAGCACAGCCUUUUCCUACAGGAAAGCUACACAUGUAGGAACCUUUUCUUUCAUUUUUUUUCUGUCGGUCAUAACUACUGUAAAUAUUGCUGUCCGAACAAAGUGUUUUUAUAACUAGCUUUGCAACCCUGUACUUUACAAUCAUGCAUACAAUAGUGAGGUUUAGGGUUCUAUAUUUACUGUUUAUAGUAGAUGGAGACUAACUUAUUUUGAUUCUUUAAUGAAUAAAAUGUUUAUUUUUUUUUCUUUUCCUUCCUUCUUUCCUUUCCCUCUUUCUUUUGUGCAUAUGGAAAUGUUAACGUUCCUCUCUCAGGUGGCAUUUGCGGGAGACCAGAAUGAUGCACAUGACAGUGGUCCUAUUUCAACCACACCAAAAUGAACAAAUUCAGUGCAAUCUUUUUCCGGGUUAACAGUAAAUAUACACUUUAAAUUCUUGCUCUGCUCAUCUAUACACAUAAACACGGUAAGAUAGGUUCUGCCUUCUGAUAAAUCUGUUGGUGAGUCAAAGGCAGAACUUAGCCUUGUUGCUACACAUAGGGGCAAAAUUUGACAUUGUCGGACUGUUGUGUUGGUAUUUUACUGCAAUGUCUGUCCCCAAACAUAGUGGUAUUUUAACAUAGCAGCUGGUUAACCAGGACUACAGAAGUGGAAGGAUGAUAAGAGAGAUAUACACCAAAUAGCUUUUCACUUCUCAAGGACAAUGUUAAAUUCUGAUUAUUAUGACAAGCAAACUGGAAUUAGUGUUUUCAUUCUGGUCCUUAGUAAAUACCUAAUUCCAUGAUGAAACUGGGAAACGAGAUCCCAGAGUUAGUUCCCAAUCCAGGAUUCAACCUCAAUUGGGUUUUGAUCUCAGGAUCCUGGAAAUCCAUGUGCUACACACAAAGUGAAAUUAGCAUUUUGAGCCUUAUUCAAAUAUUUUCUUAAUUAUGGUACCUCUAUCUAUAGGACCUAAUUUAGCAGUCCAUUUUGGAGUAAAACUUGUGUUG
Tupaia belangeri chinensis (Chinese tree shrew) is the source of this 2412-nucleotide messenger RNA. It is a transcript of the gene HTR2C, whose product is annotated as 5-hydroxytryptamine receptor 2C. The transcript is spliced from 4 exons. Bases 1 to 1419 code for a protein of 472 amino acids. NCBI's taxonomy places the organism in Eukaryota, Metazoa, Chordata, Mammalia, Scandentia, Tupaiidae. Gene Ontology annotation, molecular function: neurotransmitter receptor activity; G protein-coupled serotonin receptor activity. Gene Ontology annotation, biological process: phospholipase C-activating serotonin receptor signaling pathway; serotonin receptor signaling pathway; release of sequestered calcium ion into cytosol. Gene Ontology annotation, cellular component: dendrite; plasma membrane. The record is from RefSeq and is a predicted model, not a curated record.